Pseudo-nitzschia multistriata is the source of this 2799-nucleotide messenger RNA. Lineage: Eukaryota; Bacillariophyta; Bacillariophyceae; Bacillariales; Bacillariaceae. The record is from the annotation of a GenBank genome assembly.
GUAUAAACUGGCUUUCAUUAUGAAUUUGGUUCUCGUUUGAGUCUGACAUUCGUGCUUUGUUUCUUAUCUACUUCAACAGAAUUAUGCUUAUCGUCGAGCCAAACGGUUUCUGACGAUUUUGCAAAGCUUUUGGAGGUACGUUUACGACGAGUAUUGACGUUGAACGGUGGAUGGAAGGGGAGCAAAUGAAGUCUUGUUUUUUGGGGAAAGCGAAUCAACAAGCGACAAGAACGUGAUAUGAGAUUAUCAUCUAGGUGAGGGGAAAAUCACCUUUUCGACCUGGAAUUGAGUCCGAAACACGAGCCCAUCGCGAUGGAAAUGGUGAACGAAUCAUCUAGCACUCAGUCGUUAUGACGAGCCAGCACGAAAUCAGGAACGUUUUCACUGUAGAUGGAUAGAUCGAAGACAUUUUAGGCCAUUGUUCUAUGAAAUGAUGUUGUUUUGAUUAAUUCAGUGGUGGAUUGAUUGAAAAUACCGAUCUAUGAGCCUUUGAUAGGAUAUGACGGUCGUGUUAUCAGUCACGACGAAUAUUGCGUAUCUCGAAAUCAUUCAAUCUCCGCAACGACUUCUGCAUUCGGAUAAUCCUCUUCGACUAGGAAAAUUUGGAAUGUUUGUAGAUGUAUCUAUCGACACUAGUGGUCGUGCGACCUAUCUUCUAGUUCAAUAUAUGACUUUUCUAGAAUGAAGAGCUGAAUUGGUAUAUUCCUUUGGAAUUCCAUUUUCAACUUUUUUUGGAAUGAAUUCUUGGAAAAUCGAGAGACGAGAAACUCCUACGUGAUGACCGGUUGAAAAUGAAACAAGACAUUUGCAACGUGAUUGGCUCAAUAACGGCUCGAAUUCAUACAUCAAAGACUCUUUUCAUAUUUUUGGUACACCAAUCUAUCAACCCUGGCCGUCUGUUAGCCUUAGUCGAAUAGCAUUAGGUGCUCUCAUGGAGAUGUUUAAUGCCGAACUCAACUAAUGGAACAUAGAUGGUUAAAUAAACCAACGGAUAGUGACGAAAACAUGCGCAGAUAAUUUCUCGGAAGAGCGUACCAGACACGAACCUAGAGGGUCCCCUUUCACUGUCAACAGCCCAUUAGAUUACAUCAAACGCUUUCGCAAUACUUGACGUUAUUUGUAUGGAAAAGCAACGUAGUGACAGCGACAGCAAUCAUUCAGGAACUCGUCAAUAUUCCCCACACUUAAUUCCUCACCCUUGACCUCUUUCUCAACCUUUCGCCAAACUCGGAACAGAUGUCAUCAAGCACAGUGAGUGGUUCUAAAGAAAUCAGCAACCAGAACGCGGUUUUCAUAUCUAGAAGAUCUGUGAUUUUAACGGUUGUAGGAGCUACACCAACCGAAAACAGCACUUUAGCUGCCGUUCUCCAAAAUGAUUACCUCGGAGUAGUCAAACAAUGGAUGGACGAUAUUCUAAGGGGGACAGUUGGUAUGUCUCUUUUACUCCAAGGCAUCAAUAUUUUGAACAUAUUUUCCACCUUCAUAUCCAAAGUUGUGAUGGUACCUCACUUUUUCGACUCUUUUCCUUUAUUCCUCUCUGUAGGUGGAAUAGAUCUUUUACUUCAUUUACUAACCAAUAUUGCACAAUUACCGGUAACCAAAGGAAUAGUAAAAGAAAGUGGCAUGGGAAAAGCAAUAGGUUCUAUAGAGAAGCACCGAAUUUGCGUAGACUCUCCCAAUAAAGUAGCCAUUGUUGAGCGAGUUAAUGCGAUAAAGGAAGCCUGGAAAGUUUCUGUGAAAGUGCGAAAAGAUAAGACACUAAGUAGUUCAUCGACACCUUUGGCAUUAAAACGCGAUCUCGAGGCUUCUUCCGAAUCGUCCUUGUUAAGAGCGAAAAAACCUAAGUUGGAUGAUACGAAAAAGUCGUCGCUUUCUAGCUUGUUGACAAAAGUAGCGCCCUCUUCUAUUCUAAGCACUGAUGACAAGCAUGGUGUAGCAAAUGUCGAUUCAUCAAAGAAAGUAGGAUCGAUAUUAGCAAAGAAGACAGGAAAGCGUCUGAAGUGGAAAGACCAUUUCGGUGGAACGUUAGAAGCUUCCAAAAUUUUAGAAGAUGACCAUACGCUAAGAGACGAGAAUCCCGAUGAGGAUAUAUCAGGAUUUGGAGAUCGAAAGAGUCGUGAUCGAAAUCGCGAAAGAGAGCUUCUAGCUAAAGCAAAGUAAGUACAUGUGCACGUCUUUUAUUCCGAAAUAGGUUAGACCAGAUACUCAUUCCUGUAUUUUUUCACGAGCAGGAAAGCAAAACUGUCUGACGACGACGAUGAGGGCUUGGUGUUAACAGAUGUAAAUUUAUCAAUUCAAGUGCAACCUACGAUUGCAUGGAAUAUUCCUCCGUCAUUACCAGAACGUUCAGAUGCAACCUGCAACAAUUCAAAAGAGAAAUUGGCACAAACAACUCGAAUGGCAACAGUAACUCCAGUAGAGUACUCAUCUGAAUACAAUGUACCGAUGAACCCAGCUCCUCUAAGUGACGUCGAGCAAGCACUCGACAUGACAUCUCAAUCAUCUACAGUGACACAGAUUAUUCCUUUUUUUGUGCUGCAACAACCAAUAGCGCCAGAUCUUGCUCCAAAAGUCAUUCCAACUUCCACUCCUGCGUAUUCACCUCUCCUGGCCCAGCCUCCCUCUGGAAUUGCAAAUGUCGAGACCGUGCAGUCUCUUGGUUUACCUCCCUUCCUUGCAGGCCAGAACUUGCAAUCUUUACGAACCCUUGCAAAUACACCAGAGCUCCUAAGAUCCUUUGUUGAUAGUAACGGCAUGUAUGAUCAAAUCAGGUUGAUGAACCUUGUGGAAACAUUGAGU